Messenger RNA from Acanthaster planci (crown-of-thorns starfish), 6658 nucleotides. RefSeq lists its product as uncharacterized. The record is from RefSeq and is a predicted model, not a curated record. NCBI's taxonomy places the organism in Eukaryota, Metazoa, Echinodermata, Asteroidea, Valvatida, Acanthasteridae.
GGGGGAAUCUGUAAUCGUCUCUUAUUGAUCACUGUUGUAUUAAUAAAUCAUUCAGACCAUUUUUAUGUUAAAAUAUUAAAAGUCCGUUCAAUGAUAUUUUUCACGAAUGAGGUAUUUACUUCACUGAAGAGAGAAUAGUGCAUGUGCAGCAUGAGAUGCUGCACGGCCGGGAUGACAGCUACAGUAUGAGUCAUCCGUGGUCGAGUCAUACGCAUCGUCCUGCGGUGCAGGUCUUUCUCUGCCCUGCCGAACCAACUCCCAUGAACCGAGAACACUGCAAGGUGAAACCAUGUCGUUUGCUGUAAUAGACACUCAACCCAAGCGAAAUACCGCUCCACUGGACCAUGGUGGGAGACCCAUGGAAGAAAUCGCCGACGAAUAUUUCUCGGCCAUCAACCCUAUCGGAAGAAAAAUCAUCACCGAAAAACGGAAAUGUAUGGACUCGCAUCGAAGGGAUUGGGAGCGCUUGACUCAAAAAGAAAAAGACUCAAUCUUAGAUGAAUGGUUCAUCGACCCCAAAAUUCAGCUAAGAUACGAGUUGAAAUUAGGGAAAAAGUCAAGUGAAGGUGUUCCAGAAUGUUUUCCUCGUCUAAAAGUGGAUGGUGGGGGAAAGAUCGUUCAUUAUUCAGAACAAGAAGAUGGUUCUCAAAGUACACAAAGCAAGGAGACGGUUACAUGGAAGGAUGAGUUUUCUGGGCCUUUUUGCUGGGAGACAAAGUGCCAACAAGAACUGACCAUCUUGACUCCAGAGACCAUCUCCGCCGCCUCGGUACCUUCACCGUCCAUCUCCCAUGACCUCAUCAAAGUCAGUGAUCCGGAGGUUGAGACUGAUGCUGAGUGGUUCGCCAAGAGCAACAAGGACAAAAGCAAGCUGUCCGUCAUGCUGAUGCGUGACGUCAGCAACCGCAGCAGCCUGGGCAACAACCUGCUGGCAUCCAGUUCAGAAAGACUCGCUUUCGAUCAGGCUGUCAAUGCGGCCUUGGCGAGUAAGCCCAAGCCCAAGGAGAAGCCUGCCACCAAUGGCCACAGCAAUGGCGAGAGGAAAUCCAGCCAGGGGUCUCUGGAUGGCAGGAAAAGGAAUGCCACGCCGGAGCCCUCUGAGAAGAACAAAGCUGCACCGCCGAUAUCCUUGAGGCAAAAGAGCGGUUCCAAGAGCUCAUUGAAUAAGGAGCUCGACAGAAAGAUGGGAAGCGGAGGCAAGGGGAAGGACAAGACUAGCUACCCUUCAUCUCCGAGGAGGGACAGUGGCUCAAAGGGCAGUGAGCCAACCUCUCCAAGGAGAGACUCAGGAUCCAAGGGCAUUGGGAUGGGCUCUCCCAGGAGGGACAGCGGCUCCAAGAAGACUGAGAAGAAGCAACUGCUUCCUCCCGGCUUCCUGACGGAGUUGGAGCAGGAACUGAAGGUGCAGGAUAAUGUGAACUUUAACCUUGGUGUUCAGCAGGAGAAGGGACAGGGCGAUGCAGUGGCUGGAGAAUCUCCAAAAAUCAAGGAGGGCUCUAGCUACGAGUUUCUCUUUGAUUGGUAAAAUACCUACAUACACGUAGGUAGCACUCUGUGUAUGUAACUAGGCAUGCCCCUUGUUUGCCAGGUGUAUAUACAUGUAUGUUGAAAAUCAAGUUCUGUGAAUGCAUGUUAAGGUUCAAAGGAAGACAGAAUUGGUGCAUUUUGAUCCAUAAAAGGUGGGACAUCUUUGUUUUUCAAACUCAGCAGACAGUCAUAUUUGGCAGUCCUUCCAUUGCACACAUCCCGAAUAUUUUCACAUUUGCAUGCAAAUGGUGUGCUGAAAUGAGAAAGGUAUACUACUUGAAUUAUGUGCCAUAUCAAAAUUUCCAUUUUCCAACCUUUCAUGUUUUCCUAUUUAUAUUUUUGUCAGUUUUGUUUUUCAGUUGUCUGAUGGUUUUACCUAGGUUUUAAGGCUGUCAAAAAUAACUGCCCCCUGUGCUAACUAAGUUGUAGUAUACCAAACGUUUAGAAUAUCACCUAAAGAGGGCGCUGCAUCCCAAACAAGCAUCACAGAAAGAUUUUAACUUUGAUUUUAAUGUUUCAUUGACAAAGCUAGAGUUCUUAUGGAAGGGAAAGAAAAUAAUAUUUUAUCGUUUUAAAUUCUGCCACCUCUCAAUGUUGCAGUUUUAACAAUCCCAGAACUGGAGAGAUUUUUAUGUGGGGGUUCUCCCUAUGGAUGCUGACCGUCAAAACUUGUUUUAGCAUGUUUUUGGGGGGGAUGGCUGUACUUGGCUGUGGCUUAGAAUUACAUGUGAGUCUGUGAUAGUGGGUGCAGUUACUUCCAGUAGAGUUAUUACUUUUUAUAGUGUUCAUUGGUUUAUUAUUUAUUUGAAAAAAAAGACACAUGGUAGCCUGAAGGCUGAAUUAUGGCCAUUUCAAAAUUGAAACAUAAACAAAACUAAAUGCAAAUACCUAAAGUAAUUCUAAAACCUAAAAUAGAUAGUCCUAUUUGAAAAUGAAAUCAGUCAAAGUGAACAAGCACAGAGUUGAGGGGUAAGUAUAAACGUACAGGGGAAAAAGGAAUCUUUAAGGAAGAAUGUUUGCCCGUGAGGGCACUGUAGAUUUGUUAGAUCUUUCAGUUCUACACUUGGGGAUGACCAAAGGGGACACAUUACUAGACCGCAAAUUUCUUCCAUUGGUUUUUCGGGGGGGAGAUGUCGGAAUCUAUUUGACAACAUAAGGUUUUCCUAAAUUUGUACAAAAGGUUCUGGCAUAUAGAUUCAAGUGACUUAAGCUCAAUUUAUCAGUGGCGUCAUGAUAAUUUACAUAUUCAAUCCCAGAGUAAUACGACAAGCUCUCUUCUGUACCUGUUCUAUUUCAUUACUUUGCUGAGUAGUUCUUGAAGAAGGCCACACUUGGCGUGCAUAUUCUAAAAUGGGUCGUAUGUAACAUUUAAGAACAGCCACCAUAUUGGAUGGAGAAAUCUGUGUCCUUUAAAGAAUACAAGGAGUAUAUAACCUGCAGGAUACUCUAGAAAUUAUAUUGUUAACAUGCACAGACCAUUUCAGAUCACUCUGUACUGUACCUCCGAGUAUUUCAUGUGGGAAACAAAGUUUAGACCUAUAGAUUCCAGCAAAAAUAAUGGCAUGCAAACUUCUCUUUUUAAAAAACUAAUUGUCAUUUUUGGCAUUUAGAGGUUUGGGUAACACAUACAUGUACAUGUAGUUCUGCCGACACCAAACCGAAAGAUUAUCAAGAUGUACUUGAAAGGUACAUGUAGAUGUUUUUCCAAAUUUGAGUUGUGUGUAAUGUCAAGCCACAGUCAGUCAUUUGAACAUACAUACCCCACACAAACAUGUACUGACAAAUCCAAGCAUGUACGUGAACAUAGUGGGGGGGGGAAUUGUCUCAUAAUGUACAGCACCAUUGUGCCAACUGUUAUAUAAACUGAUUGGACCAUGACAGGUUUCUUUUUAUACAGAAACUGUAAAAGUUCCCCUACAGUGAUCAAGUGUCUCGACCAACCUAAAUUUGGCAACCAGACUUGGAUGUUAAACGCAGGUGGGGUCAUGGCCCAGAAAAUUCACUUCAUGUAGAUGUGGUUUAAUGUCCAUACGGGUACCCUAAUUAUUGCUUAAAAACAUUGAUAAACCAAAUUCCACUUGUUGUGACCAGCUGGACUGUACAGUAUUUCCAAAAUUGGACACUGCUACAACUAAAUGCAGACCUUUAGCAGUGGUAUAAAUCAGAAACAUACAUGUAAUGUACAUGUGCUAUUGGAUAUGAAUGGAAGGAAGUUUCAGUAGUACUACAUUCAGUUUAGUCAGGACGGUGAUAUUUUAAGUCUCGUGAGUUUGUGUAAUAUCAUUUCUUCAAACUCCAUUGCAAGUUUUUAGUUGUAGUUCUUCUUUAGGCAUUCUGAAUUUCAAACCUGCAGCCUAUUUUUUCCUUUUUUAAAAGGAUAUCAUGAGACUCACUCAAAAUAUAAAACUAAUAUGUAAUGCUGCACCAAAAUAUUAAACUCACCUGCACCUGAAAUAUCAACACAAGGGAUUUGAUUACAGAAAGAUUAAAUGUGUAAAAAUUGCACUGUGUAAGAUCUUCACAUGAUAAGCUGUUGAGGUAGUUCAAAUUGUUUGGAAUUUUGAGCUGGGCAUUAAAAUGUUUGAUUGCCACAUGUUUUUCAUAUGCUGAUCGCAUAUCGGUUUAUGUAUGAAGGUCUUAAACUUUUGUUUAGGUCUUUAAAGUUAGGGAAAUUCAUUAAACAAGGUCUUUUUAAAUUCAGAUUUCUGUCUAACAUUUUCUAACAAUGCUUUAUUUUACAGUUUAUCCAUGAAUUGAUAUUUUGUUGAUGCAUAUAUCCGUCUCGACUUGAGAAAGUUAAUUUUACCUGUAAAACUCUGUGAAACUGUAUACAUCUUGGAAGACCUAUAUAUUUAUUUUAGAAGUGGCAGUAUUCUCCGUUAUAGUUACACAUGUUAAUAAUUAAGGAUUCUUGAUCGUAGUACACCGAUAAUUUUGUUGUAUUUUCACUGAAAGUCCAUUAAUAUUUUUUAUCACUUUCAAUUAAAAAUAUUUUCAUUUGAUGAAACAGCUGCCAUGUUUUGUACUCUCAACAUUUCAAUCUAAGGUUAAAUUUUUAUCUCUCUGUUAUAUUUGGUUUGGUAUCAAAAUACAUGUACAUGUAGUUGUAUGGACAAGUUUUCAGUUGCAAUGUUUUAUAAGUUGAAACUGGAAAUGAUCCUUAAUCAUAUCAUUAAACUUCAAUUUUGGCAUUAAUAUGUAAUCAGAGUGAAAUCGGCAAAAUGGUACAAAAACAUUGCAUCAUUUGCCUGUGGUAAUGUGGAGAGUUAUGUAUCCUGAAUAUUAGUGAGAUGUGAAUGCAUUAAUGGAACCCCUUUCAAGUGUUUUGUGCUAGCAUCUUCCGGAGAAUAGGAGGACAAAGGCCUUUUAUGUUAACUGCAAGCUCAGUUUAAUGCCAUAACCUUGUGGAAAACUGUUAUGCAGAUCUAUACAUGGGGCUGUGAGUUUGCUUUUCUAUGGAGUGAUUGAGUGAGAGCAAAAUAUUGAGUUUUCAUGAAUGGACUCAGAUAGUGUGUUGGGCAAAGUCUGAGCUACAGUGGUGUCUUUUAUUUCGAAGUAUUAGACCCAGAUUAUUUUUGAAAUGGGGCACUAUGCUGUCAAGCUGUUCAACAGUGAAAUAUAAGGUUUGGGUUCAUCAGGUGCAUGUUUUGUGCAUAGACAAUUAUGUGUACUCACACAGUCUAAACAUGUCUACACUAGACCCUAGCCUGCACUCCAUUAGUUUACUGACUAAGCAAACACUGUCUACUGGUCUGGGUGUGUUGGUGUACUCAUUGCAGUCAACAUAGUCGCCUGGUACAAUAAAGUUGAACCAACCCUUGAAAUCCCGGUGGCCUUUGUGACCCUUAGUAAUAGUAUGAACACUGUGAAAUACCUGGUUUGUUAGUUGGUUCUUGCAAAGGUUGGUUCAAAAGGAAAUAAACAGUAAGGGCGGAUGAAUGUUGUAUUCAAUGUUGAACUAAUGAUUUACAACAGAAAGAGGAUUACACCUUUAGGGCUGAUUUGGGGAGAAAGACAUGCCGUUUUGGCAAGCACUGUCAAAAUUGCCCCAUAUAGCAUGACAUUGGCAGAUGGUAGCACUGAUCUGAUGGCUCCCUGGGCUUCAGUCAUCCUUCUGUGAACAUUCUUAAAAUGUUUCCCCUGGGGCUGUCCUGGGUCUGAGUGAUGUAGGCCAAGUGUGACACAGGCAUGUGUAACACAUUUUAUUUUUAAGUUGAGGUUUAUGGCAUUACCGUGUUCACAUCUGGAUUUCCUUUUUUUCUCUCUUUUUCUGUUUUUUAUGUGCUAACCGAGCAUGUCAUGGGAUUUCUUUCACUAAUCUUCAUUCGAGUGCCCUAGAUUUUCCCACUUACAAUUUUUUUCUUUCUUACUUUGCGUGAAGAGUAGAUAAAAAUUCAGGAAAUAAGAACAUUUUUUGGAAAAAAAAAAAAGGAUUCGGAACUUUAAGUGGGGGGGAGGGUUGUUGGAAAUGUGUUUAUUGCUUAUCUCUUAGUCACCUCUGAAAAUUCACUGGAUUAGAGAUAAUUUCUUAGGAUCAUUCAUGCAUUGGACAGGUAGUGGCACUGAGCUGGAAGCAGUAGGUAUGUUGUGUAUGGAUGUUGUAAGCAAUUUGUACAGUGCGUGGCUCCAAGCCAGUGAAUGGUAGAGGUUUUAAUAAGAAAGUGCAUGGUGCAUUUUCUAGCACAUACAAAUAGUUAAUGUAAAAGUCUGUGUAAACUUGUUGAAUGAGCCACUUACUAUACGGUCUGUCUUUUAUGCCUGCAUGUGGUUGGUAAACCUGUGGCUGGCAAUCAGUUCAAAUCAAAAUAUGGGGAAAGGUACAUUUUGAGGUAAGAUCUGGCACCAACCAAAGGGUGAUAUUUCUGCAAACUUUGGGCACCCGUAGGAAGAGUGGGCAAAAAUGAAAAUUUCAGAAAAUGACCCAAUCACCAACUUGUCUUACAGUCUCUGUGGUGUUUUGUUCAGCUUACCAGUGGAAAAGUAGAUCUCAAAGUAAUUAUUGCAAAGCAGUGUGACGUCCAUAAGGUUUGUUACCUCUGUUGCACAAGAACCUGAAAUUUAAUUGCAUGUACAUGUAUCGUAAACACAGACGGCAGUGUAAUAAAAUUGGAAGAAUGAAUAUGGAAAAUGA